UGACUGUUUUUGCUGUCAUUUAAAUGCAUUCAAUCAAUACGUUUAUAGCGAUCAUUAAAAAUGGUUUAAUUGUUUCGCAAAAAGCAUACAAUCAGUGAGUGAUUGGCGCGAAGAAGUGGCGGAUCAGGUGGUGGUGAGCGACACGAGGUGUGGCCUUCACUCCAAACCUAAGUCCAGAUUUUGAUUAAUUGAAGCGUUAAUUGCUUUCAAUUCAUUCAUUCAUUCAAUGCCUAUAUCUUUAUGUAUUGAUUGAGUGAUUAAAUGAAUAGUGAAUUACAUGUGUAUCGCAAUCACAGCUGACAUACCAUUCAAAUGCCUUCAGUCUAUAGACAAGUGUUUUGUUAAUGAGUUGUGUUAACACACCGUCGAUGACAGCAGUUAUUAAUUAAUUAUAAAUCAAUUAUUAAUUAGUCUAUUAAACCGUUUAUUUGUUUUGUUUGCAAUUGAAUGAAACAUACAAUGCAGAUAUGUAUUGGAGAUAAACGUUAAGCGAGACUAUUAUUACACUGUUUUUGUGAUAAGAAAUUACACAAAAGUCUUAAUCAUCGCAUUUGUAAGCAUUGUCUCAGAGACUCAACUGUUGAACAUAUGAAAUGAGUUUUGUUUGAAAUCUGUUUGAAACUUUGCCUCAAUUUUUGUACUUAUAAACUGGCGGUCAGUUUACUACUUGUGAUACCAUAAGAGCUGAUCCCCUGAAACUCGGUGACAAUGUCGACGAACGGCUAUAAGUGGAAAGAGGUGUUCAAAGAGCUGAAAGUGGAGCCCUUCCUCUUCCUCUACAUGUUCUCAUUCUCGUUGUCGUCGCUGUCGAUCUCGCAGCUGAUCCAAGACAAACUGUGUCGCUUCACGUACGACAUGUCCCCGCAAUACUGCAUCGAAAUCAAUUCGCCAGAGUUUGAUCACAGCGCGGAUCCCAUCAAGAGUCAGAUACUCACCGAUUCCGGGUAUCUCACGCUUUACCGGAUGAUCAUAUCGACCAUUCCCUGCACCGUAUGGUCGCUGUUCAUCGGCUCGUGGAGUGACAAAUACAUUCACGGCCGCAAAAUUAUCAUGUUGUUCGGCUGUAUUGGCGCUAUACUCGAGUCCAUGGCGUUGAUCAUCAAUGCGGUCGCCUUUGACACCGACGUAUACCUGUCUCUCUUCUCAUUCCUGCCGUCGGCACUGUUUGGCGGUGUUGUGGCGACACUGAUGUCCACAUAUGCCUACUGUUCCGCAAAUAGUGAUCAAAGGACAAGAGCUAUACGUUUCGCGUGUCUGGAGGUGUGCUUUUGGUUGCCUCAGCCGUUCGGGUCGUUUGUCGGCGGACAGAUUCUCGGCGACGGCAACAAUAAAAGCGAUCAACAACUCUAUCAUUAUAUCGCUGUAUUUAUCGGUUAG
Medioppia subpectinata is the source of this 1377-nucleotide messenger RNA. NCBI's taxonomy places the organism in Eukaryota, Metazoa, Arthropoda, Arachnida, Sarcoptiformes, Oppiidae. The record is from the annotation of a GenBank genome assembly.